UUCAUUCCUUUUCUUUCUCCAUCAAAAAUUAUGAUGUCACUAUGCACCAAUAGUAUCCUCCCAAUCAUCCCCAACUUACCUGUUACGCAUUUCAACACCAAAACCCCAAUUCUUACACCAUUUUCCCCUCAAAAUCCCCACUCAUUUAAUCAAAGUUUGAAUCUUUUUAAUCAAAGAUUAAAGAUUAAACAAACCCCAUUAACAAUAAUCACAUCAUCAAUGGCUUCCACAGCUCAAAGUGAAGAAAAACCAUUUUCUGUGUUAUUUGUGUGUUUAGGAAAUAUUUGUAGAAGCCCUGCUGCAGAAGGGGUUUUUACUAAUUUGGUUCAAAAAAGAAAUCUUUCUUCCAAAUUUGUUAUUGAUUCUGCUGGUACCAUCAAUUAUCAUGAGGGGGGUCCAGCAGAUUCUCGGAUGAGAGCUGCCUCUAAAAGAAGAGGAAUUGAAAUCACAUCGAUUUCAAGGCCGAUAAGGCCAUCGGAUUUUAAAGAAUUCGAUCUUAUCCUUGCCAUGGACCGGCAAAACAAAGAGGAUAUACUUGCGGCUUUGGAGAGAUGGAGUUUUACUGAGACAUUACCUGCUGAUGCACAUAAGAAGGUUCAGUUAAUGUGCUCAUACUGCAAAAAGCAUGAUGAAACUGAAGUGCCCGAUCCUUACUAUGGUGGUGCGCAAGGUUUUGAGAAGGUGUUGGAUUUGCUUGAGGAUGCAUGUGAAUCGCUCUUGGAAAGCAUAGUGGAUAAAAGCAGUUCCUAGACCGUUCCAAGUCCAUUCUUCAUUCUUCAGGGCCUUUCUCUGUUUUUCAUUACCUCACAUGUAAUCAUGCCUCCAUAUCUGUUAAAAUUGUAAGACUAGUACCCUAGGAAUAAAAUCUCUUAUAAUGGAACUCUGUUAAGAUGUAAAGACAAGUAGCUUCAUUUUACCCACUAUAAACCACCAGCAGACAAUUUAAUUUUCAAGGUUAA
Erigeron canadensis is the source of this 959-nucleotide messenger RNA. RefSeq names its product putative low molecular weight protein-tyrosine-phosphatase slr0328. The transcript is spliced from 5 exons. The coding region runs from base 31 to 750 and encodes 239 amino acids. Gene Ontology annotation, biological process: protein dephosphorylation. NCBI's taxonomy places the organism in Eukaryota, Viridiplantae, Streptophyta, Magnoliopsida, Asterales, Asteraceae. Gene Ontology annotation, molecular function: protein tyrosine phosphatase activity. The record is from RefSeq and is a predicted model, not a curated record.